AUGGUGUCGCACAAGGGUCUGCGCUGCCUUGGGCGCCUGGUGGCCCCGUGGCUGAGCGCCGGCAACACCRGGAACUGCCGAGUUAUGAGUCAGUCGCCGCUCCAGGACCCAAACUACUGGAUACAAGUGCAUCGACUGGAGCACGGGGAUGGCGGCAUCCURGACCUGGACGACAUUCUCUGUGAUGUGGCCGAUGACAAGGACCGUCUUGUAGCUGUAUUUGACGAGCAAGAUCCACACCAUGGAGGUGACGGCACCAGCGCCAGCUCCACGGGCACGCAAAGUCCAGAGAUUUUUGGCAGYGAGCUUGGAUCCAACACAGCUUCGGCCUUUCAGCCUUAUCAAGCAACCAGUGAAAUUGAGGUCACACCUUCAGUGCUCCGUGCAAAUAUGCCUCUUCAUGUACGGCGUAGUAGUGACCCUGCACUGAUUGGCCUCUCAACCUCUGUAAGUGAUACAAACUUUUCUUCAGAAGAGCCAUCACGAAAAAAUCCCACAAGGUGGUCCACAACAGCAGGAUUUCUCAAGCAGAACAACCCCGGAGUACCUGGCAGUCAUGAAAGAAAGAAAGAUGAGAACUACAGAAGCCUACCACGAGAUACUAGUAGCUGGUCUAACCAGUUUCAGAGAGACAAUGCUCGCUCAUCGUUAAGUGCCAGUCAUCCCAUGGUGGACAAGUGGCUGGAGAGGCAAGAACAGGAUGAAGAUCGAACAGAGGAGGACAACAGUAGAGUUGAACCUAUUGGACAUUCAGACAGUGGGUUGGAGAAUGCUACCAAUUUUUCCCUGGAAUUAAUAUUCAGUGAUAUGGUAAAGCUCGUAGAAGUCUCCAACGACGGAGGGCCUUUGGGAAUCCAUGUAGUGCCUUUCAGUGCUCGAGGCGGAAGAACCCUGGGGCUGUUAGUGAAGCGAUUGGAGAAAGGUGGAAAAGCCGAACAAGAAAAUCUUUUCCGUGAGAAUGAUUGUAUUGUGAGGAUUAAUGACGGAGACCUUCGGAAUAGGAGAUUUGAACAAGCACAGCAUAUGUUUCGCCAAGCCAUGCGUGCGCCCAUCAUUUGGUUCCAUGUGGUCCCUGCAGCAAAUAAAGAGCAGUAUGAGCAGCUCUCCCAAAGCGAGAAGAACACGUACUACUCCAACCGCUUUAGCCCCGAUUCUCAGUAUGCUGACAGCAAAAGUAUUAAUAAUUCUGGACUUCACACGUUACAAAGAAUGUCUAGAGGGGUUACCCAGUCGGAUCAGGGAGACUCCUACUCGCAGCUACCUCAUAGUGUGAAUUCAUCAGGGAAGCCACCGUCGGGCCUGGUACCGUCACCUCAGAAAGUUCUCGCCUCCACUGCCAACAGUGGGUACAACACCAAAAAGAUAGGGAAGAGACUCAGUAUACAACUGAGAAAAGGUACAGAGGGCUUGGGAUUUAGCAUUACUUCAAGAGAUGUCCCAAUUGGUGGCUCUGCUCCAAUUUAUGUGAAAAACAUCCUUCCAAGAGGUGCAGCUAUUCAAGAUGGGAGACUAAAAGCUGGAGACCGAUUAAUUGAGGUGAACGGAGUUGAUUUGACAGGAAAAACUCAGGAAGAAGUCGUGUCCUUGCUGAGGAGCACCAAGAUGGGAGGGACCGUCAGCCUCCUGAUUUUUCGCCAGGAAGAAACAUUCCACCCAAGGGAACUGAAUGCAGAACAAAGCCAGUCACAAAUUCCAAAGGAAACGAAAGCAGAAGAAGAAGAGCUUGUUCUUACACCUGAUGGCACCAGGGAAUUCCUGACAUUUGAAGUUCCACUUAAUGACUCUGGAUCAGCUGGACUAGGUGUGAGUGUCAAAGGUAACCGCUCCAAAGAGAACCAUGCAGAUUUAGGAAUCUUCGUCAAGUCCAUUAUUAAUGGUGGAGCAGCAUCCAAGGAUGGCAGGCUUCGAGUGAACGAUCAACUAAUAGCGGUGAAUGGCGAGUCAUUAUUGGGCAAAACAAAUCAAGAUGCUAUGGAAACCCUGCGGCGCUCCAUGUCCACCGAAGGAAACAAGCGAGGGAUGAUUCAGCUUAUUGUGGCUAGGCGAAUAAGUAAAUGCAAUGAGUUGGAGUCACCUGCGAGCCCCUCCGGGCCAGAGCUGCCUAUAGAGACUGUCUUGGAUGACAGGGAACGUAGGAUUUCCCACUCGCUCUACGGUGGGAUCGAGGGCAUCAGCGAGUCACCCACGAGGAACGCUGCGCUGAGCAGGAUAAUGGGUAAAUACCAGCUGUCUCCCACGGUGAACAUGCCCCCAGAUGACACAGUCAUCAUCGAGGAUGACAGGUUGUCRGUGCUCCCUCCGCAUCUCUCGGACCAGUCGUCAUCCAGUUCCCAUGACGAUGUUGGGUUUGGGACCGUCGAUGCUGGUGGAUGGGCUAAAGCUGCAAUUAAUGAGUCAACAGACUGCACCCUUAGUCCAGAUGUUGAUCCAGUGCUUGCCUUCCAGCGAGAGGGUUUUGGACGCCAGAGCAUGUCAGAAAAGCGUACAAAGCAAUUUUCAGAUGCCAGUCAGUUGGAGUUUGUUAAAACACGAAAAUCCAAAAGCAUGGAUCUAGGUAUAGCUGACGAGACUAAGCUCAGUACAAUGGAUGACCAGAAAACAGGUUCCCCAACCAGAGAUGUGGGGCCUUCAUUAGGUCUGAAGAAAUCCAGCUCAUUAGAAAGUCUGCAGACGGCCGUGGCUGAGGUGACCUUGAAUGGGGACAUUCCCUUCCACCGCCCGCGCCCCCGAAUAAUCCGGGGACGUGGCUGCAAUGAAAGCUUCAGAGCUGCCAUAGACAAAUCGUACGAUAAACCCGUAGCAGAUGAUGAUGACGAAGGCAUGGAAACUUUGGAGGAGGACACAGAGGAAAGCUCAAGAUCUGGUAGAGAAUCUGUGUCCACAGCAAGUGACCAGCCAUCCCACUCCUUGGAGCGGCAGAUGAAUGGAAGCCAAGAUAAAGGUGACAGGAAAAAGGCGGGGAAAGAAAAGAAGAAAGAUCGAGACAAAGAGAAGGAGAAAAUUAAGGCAAAGAAAGGAAUGCUGAAAGGCUUGGGAGACAUGUUCAGGUUUGGCAAACAUCGCAAAGAUGACAAGAGUGAGAAAACUGGUAAAAUAAAAGUGCAGGAAGCUCUUACUUCAGAAGAGGAGAGAAUACGAAUGAAGCAAGAACAGGAGAGAAUUCAAGCAAAAACGCGAGAAUUUCGAGAGAGACAAGCUCGUGAACGUGACUAUGCCGAGAUUCAGGAUUUUAACCGGACGUUUGGCUGCGACGCGGACCCCAUGUAUGCUGGAAUUGCUUCCUAUGACUCUUCUUCGAGCAGUGGCACCAUAACCCUGGGCGGCCGAGCGCAGAGCCCCCGCGAGGGCCAGACCGUGGAAGCGCUGUACGCGCAAGUGAAGAAGCCGCGCAGCGCGAAGGCGUCACCUGUAGACAGCAACAGAUCGACUCCUAAUAACCAUGACCGGAUACAGCGCCUGAGACAAGAAUUUCAGCAAGCAAAACAAGACGAGGACGUGGAGGACAGGAGGCGGACGUACAGUUUUGAGCAGCCGUGGCCGAGCUCCAAGACAUACUCCCAGAGUGGCAGACACUCGGUGUCAGUAGAGGUUCAAAUGCAGCGGCAGCGGCAAGAAGAAAGAGAGAGUUUCCAGCAAGCUCAGCGGCAGUACAGCUCAUUACCCAGGCAAAGCAGAAAAAAUGCCAGUUCCGUAUCUCAAGACUCCUGGGAGCAGAGCUAUGCUCCUGGUGAAGGCUUCCAGACUGCGAAGGAAAACCCCAGAUAUUCCAGCUACCAGGGAUCAAGGAAUGGCUAUAUGGGAGGACAUGGCUUCAAUGCCAGAGUUAUGCUAGAAACACAAGAACUGCUCCGGCAAGAGCAGAGACGGAAAGAACAACAGCUGAAAAAAAAAACUUCUUCUGAAGGACCUAGCAACUAUGACUCAUAUAAGAAAAUUCAGGACCCUAAUUAUACCCCACCUAAAGGUCCUUUCAGACAAGAUGUACCGCCUUCACCGUCUCAGGUAGCCAGGCUGAACAGAUUACAAACACCAGAAAAGGGAAGACCGUUCUAUUCUUGAGUUGAAGAAACUGAAGAUCAAGUUAUCACGCAAUAAGGAACAUUUUCAUACAAAGACUUCUAUUUUGAACACUUYUUAAACUGAUGGUACUAAGGAGUAUAUCCGUUGUCUGUUUCAGUGCCUUUAACAAUGUGGGCAAAGAGCUGGUGGGCCUUAUGUCUUUGCCAUUCUGUCUCAAGUGUUAGGUUCAUGGAAGGAUUUUCCACCGUUUGACAAUCAUAGCGUAAGGGAGCAACAUGUCUCCCUUGGUCACCAUGUCUUGUAGCCCAGUGCAGUAGUUGUCAAUGGCUUACUACUAGGAUUUGUUGUAAUGUGUUUUACUUUGCAGUGAGUUAUUAUACCAACAUACAGCUUUGUGGCAUAAAGGUAAUGAAUUUGAGGUUGAAUUAAGCAUUGACAUGCCCUUUUUUUAUUUCUCUCGGGUCAGGAGGGAUGUUACAUAUCAUUCUCGAAUAGAUAAGGCUUAGUUCUACUCUAGUUCACGAUUUGAAAAUGUUUUAUGGUGGACUCAUUACCAGUCUUUGUUGAUCAAUAUUUAAGUGUCUGUAUGCUGAAAAAAAAUAUCCUUCUCCUAUUAUGCACAUAUGCACUCUUUUUCUAUCUCUCUCCCCACUCUGAGCUUAUUAAAAAGCCUUUAUCAUGACUCAUGAGCAAAAUAAUAUUAGGCUUUCAGUCAUCCUGAGAAUCCUGUUACAAUUGCCUUAUAUCUUAAUACACAACCCAUUACAAAUCAAGUAACUGGAGAGAGACUAUUAUAUUUAUAAAAGCAAUUG
Molecule: messenger RNA, 4832 nt
Organism: Nothoprocta perdicaria
Lineage: Eukaryota; Metazoa; Chordata; Aves; Tinamiformes; Tinamidae
Gene: PARD3
Product: par-3 family cell polarity regulator
Exons: 26
Coding region: 1-4059 (1352 amino acids)
Biological process (GO): microtubule cytoskeleton organization; cell adhesion; establishment of centrosome localization
Cellular component (GO): apical junction complex; adherens junction; cell cortex
Molecular function (GO): phosphatidylinositol binding; protein binding
Source: RefSeq, a predicted model, not a curated record